Plasmopara halstedii is the source of this 324-nucleotide messenger RNA. RefSeq lists its product as uncharacterized. The transcript has 2 exons. The record is from RefSeq and is a predicted model, not a curated record. The coding region runs from base 1 to 324 and encodes 107 amino acids. Lineage: Eukaryota; Oomycota; Peronosporomycetes; Peronosporales; Peronosporaceae.
AUGUCUAUAUCCAAAGAUUUCUUUCAUGCUGCACUGAAUACGUACCGGGACUGCGUGUCCCAGGAUCGUUGCUAUAACCAAGACUCGGAUUUUGACUUCCAAGUCCAGAAUGCCGAGACGUCUUUCAGGUACCUAUUCCGUCCGCUCGUCCCAUCACUUCGGCGGGUGAGUAUUGAAGAACAAGAUUUCACGCCCAUUGAGGAGCUAUUAUGGGUGAUGCUGACAGGCGUGCAGGACCACCUCCAAUUGCAUAUCCCGACAGUCAACGAGAGUUGCUGGAUACGGUUGACAAGCGUCUUACACCAGAAGACCAAGCUUUGCUAA